Molecule: messenger RNA, 738 nt
Organism: Pyricularia grisea
Lineage: Eukaryota; Fungi; Ascomycota; Sordariomycetes; Magnaporthales; Pyriculariaceae
Exons: 1
Coding region: 1-738 (245 amino acids)
Source: RefSeq, a predicted model, not a curated record
AUGGCGAUCAAGGCUCUCCUCUUCGACUGCGACAACACGCUGGUGCUGUCGGAAGAGCUCGCCUUUGAGGGCUGCGCUAGUCUGAUCAACCAGAUCUGCGAGGUCAAGGGUCUCAACAUCCCCCCGUUCACGGGCGAGACGCUGAUCAAGGAGUUUGUCGGCCAAAACUUCCGCGGCAUGCUGCUGACGCUGCAAAAGAAGCACGGCAUGGACCUGACGGCCGACGAGCUCGAGGUCUACGUCAAGCGCGAGGAGGAGGUUGUCAUCGCCAAGCUCAAGGAGGCGCUCGUCCCCUGCGAGGGCGUCACGGAGCAGCUCGAGGAGCUGCAAAAAUCGGGCAAGUACACCAUGGCCGUCGUGUCGAGCAGCGCCGGCCGCCGGCUCGAGGCCAGCCUGGAGAAGGUCGACUUCAAAAAGUACUUUGGCGACCGCGUCUACAGCGCCGCCACCAGCAUCGACCCGCCCACCAGCAAGCCAGACCCGGCAAUCUACUUGCACGCCAUGAAGCAGCUCGGCUUCUCGGCCGGCGAGUGCGUCGCCAUCGAGGACUCCAAGAGCGGCACCACGAGCGCCUGCCGCGCCGGCAUCAAGACGGUGGGAUACGUCGGCCCCUAUGAGGAUUCGCUCAAGCCCGAGAUGGAGAAGACGCUCAAGGAUGUCGCCGGCGCAUGCAUCAUCAUGCGGAACUGGAGCGAGUUCCCGGAGUGUCUGCGUAAGAUUGAGGCUGGUGAAGUCUAA